This is a messenger RNA of Cricetulus griseus (Chinese hamster), 3964 nucleotides long. The record is from RefSeq and is a predicted model, not a curated record. Lineage: Eukaryota; Metazoa; Chordata; Mammalia; Rodentia; Cricetidae.
GCCCCGACUGAGCUCCUUUUUCUUCUGGCAGUCUGUCUGUCCCUGGUCUCUUUGUCUGCGCUCUCCCACCUAUUAGACAUAUCUCCCUUUCUUGAAGUUGGCAUGAAGAGGCUGUUGGGACGGCCAGCAGGAGGUCUGCGUGGUAGAGGGAACUCCAGGUCUUCCCUCUUGCCUUGAGUGAGUCACAGCGGAGGCGGCAGGAGACAUGCCCCCUCAUCCAGCUGCCAGCCAGCUGUGCCCCCCACCCCCAACACGGGAGACACUCUGCUGCGAAGCCCUUUUCCCUCCCACACAGAGUUCUCUCGGCUAAGAGGACAGAUCAGUUGUGUGUUCUCUUCUGGCCCCACCAGCCAAUCUGCACUGAAGCGAGGUCUCCCUCUACUGGACACUGGGGAGUUUGCAUAUGCGUUCUUGGGCUGGGGCUCAGAGCGAGCAAGCAGCCCUGGGCAUGAUGAAUGCCCCUCAUCCGCCUCUGAGACACCAUGUUCAACUCAAUGACUCCACCACAAGCCAAUAGCUAUGGUGAGCCGUGCUGCCUCCGACCCCUCCCCAGCCAAGGGGUCCCCAGCCUGGGGACAGAAGGAUUUUCUGGUUUGCCCUUUUGCCACCAAGCCAACUUUAUAUCAGGGUCCCAGGGUUAUGGGUCUGCCAGAGAGACCAACGGCUGUUCUGAGGGGCCACUCUUUCCUCCUCCCCGGAGUUCAGUCAAAUUGACAAAGAAGCGGGCACUGUCCAUCUCACCUCUGUCCGAUGCCAGCCUGGAUCUACAGACUGUCAUCCGUACCUCACCCAGCUCUCUUGUGGCUUUCAUCAACUCACGCUGCACAUCUCCAGGAGGCUCCUAUGGCCAUCUCUCCAUUGGCACCAUGAGCCCAUCUCUAGGAUUCCCACCCCAGAUGAGUCACCAAAAAGGGACUUCGCCUUCCUAUGGAGUCCAGCCCUGUGUUCCACAAGACUCUACUCGGGGUGCAAUGAUGCUGCAUCCUCAGUCCCGGAGACCACGUCAGACCUGCCAGAAGCUGAAGUCAGAGCUGGACAUGCUGGUAGGCAAAUGCCCAGAGGAGCCGUUGGAAGGGGACAUGUCUAGCCCCAACUCCACAGGCACACAGGAUCCCCUGCUUGGGAUGCUUGAUGGGCGGGAGGACCUGGAGGAGAAACCUGAGCCUGAAUCUGUGUAUGAGACUGACUGCCGCUGGGAUGGCUGCAGCCAGGAGUUUGACUCCCAGGAGCAGCUGGUGCAUCAUAUCAACAGUGAACAUAUCCAUGGGGAGCGGAAGGAGUUCGUGUGCCAUUGGGGGGGCUGCUCCAGGGAGCUGAGACCCUUCAAAGCCCAGUACAUGCUGGUGGUGCACAUGCGUAGACACACGGGCGAGAAGCCGCACAAGUGCACGUUUGAAGGUUGUCGGAAGUCAUAUUCCCGCCUUGAAAACCUUAAGACGCACCUUCGGUCACACACGGGUGAAAAGCCUUACAUGUGUGAGCAUGAAGGCUGCAGCAAGGCCUUCAGCAAUGCCAGUGACCGCGCCAAGCACCAGAAUCGGACGCACUCCAAUGAGAAGCCGUAUGUAUGCAAGCUGCCUGGCUGCACCAAGCGCUACACGGAUCCCAGCUCACUCCGCAAACAUGUCAAGACGGUGCAUGGUCCUGAUGCCCACGUGACCAAGAGGCAUCGAGGGGACGGCCCUUUGCCACGGGCACCGUCCCUUUCCACGGUGGAGCCCAAGCGGGAAAGGGAAGGAGGGCCCAUCAGGGAAGAGAGCAGAUUGACUGUGCCCGAGGGUGCCAUGAAACCACAGCAGAGCCCCGGAGCACAGUCCUCCUGCAGCAGUGACCACUCCCCAGCAGGCAGUGCAGCCAAUACCGACAGCGGUGUGGAGAUGACUGGCAACGCAGGGGGCAGCACUGAGGACCUGUCCAGCUUGGAUGAAGGACCUUGUGUUGCUGGCACUGGACUUUCCACACUUCACCGCCUGGAGAACCUCAGGCUGGAUCAGCUGCAUCAGCUCCGGCCAUUAGGGUCCCGGGGUCUCAAACUGCCCAGUUUAACCCAUGCUGGCACACCGGUGUCUCGCCGGCUGGGUCCCCCGGGCUCCCUCGACCACCGCAGCAGCAGUUCUAGCAGCAUCAGUUCCGCUUACACGGUCAGCCGCCGCUCCUCCCUGGCCUCCCCUUUCCCACCUGGAUCCCCACCAGAGAAUGGGGUGUCCUCCCUACCUGGCCUCACGCCUGCCCAGCACUACAUGCUCCGUGCCAGAUACGCUUCAGCCAGGGGGAGUGGUACCCCACCCACUGCGGCACACAGCCUGGAUCGGAUGGGGCAUCUUCCUGUACCUUCUUGGAGAAGCCGAGCUGAGUACCCAGGAUACAACCCCAAUGCAGGGGUCACCCGGAGGGCCAGUGACCCAGCCGGGGCUGCUGACCACCCAGCUCCAGCCAGAGUCCAGCGGUUUAAGAGCUUGGGAUGUGUCCACACGCCCCCUAGCGCGGCAACGGGAAGGAACUUCGACCCCCACCUUCCUACCUCUGUCUAUUCACCACAGCCUCCCAGUAUCACUGAGAAUGUUGCUAUGGACACUAGAGGGCUUCAGGAGGAGCCAGAGGUUGGGGCGUCUGUGAUGGGCAAUGGUCUGAACCAGUACAUGGGUUUUCCAUCUGCUGACUCGCUGGGAUACGGGGGACCUGAGGCAGCAUGGGCUGAGCCCUAUGAGGCUAGGGGUCCCGGGUCCCUGGCUCUUGGGCCUGGUCCACUGACCAGCUAUGGCCCUAGCCACUGUCCCCAGCAGGUCUCCUAUCCUGAUCCUACCCCAGAAACAUGGAGUGAGUUUCCUUCCCAUUCUGGGAUGUAUCCUGGCACUAAGGCUCCAACUGGAGCCUAUAUCCAGUGUCCUCGACUUGAACAUUAUGGACAAGUGCAGGUAAAACCAGAACAAGGGUGCCUGGUGGGGUCUAACUCCACCGGACUGGCACCCUGCCUCAAUGCCCACCCCACAGAGGGGUCCCCAGGCCCGCAACCUUCAUUUUCCCAUUACUCCCAACCCCCUCCUCCCCAGUAUCCCCAGUCAGGUCCCUACCCUCGGCCUCCCCAUGAUUAUCUCCCGUCAGAACACAGGCCUGGCCUUGAUUUUGACUCCCCUUCUCAUUCUGAAGGACAGCUCAAAGCUCAGCUUGUGUGUAAUUACGUUCAGUCGCAGCAGGAGUUGCUGUGGGAGGGCAAGGGCCGGGGAGGGCUCCCCAACCAGGAACUUCCAUAUCAGAGCUCCAAGUUUCUGGGGGGUUCCCAGGCUAAUCAGAGCCCUGUCAAGGGUCCAGCAGCUGCCUACGGAUCUGGCUUUGCACCUGCUCUGGCCAGUCACAAGCCCGGCUCCUUUCCGGCCCCUUCGCCAUGCCAUGAGACUUUUGCAGUGGGUAUAAACAGGCCUUCCCAUAGGCCAGCAGCAGUGCCACCCAGGCUUCUGCCCCCAUUGCCUUCUUGCUAUGGACCUCUCAAGGUAGGGGGCGCCAACCCCAGCUGUGGCCAUCCUGAAGUGGGCAGAUUGGGAGCAGGCCCUGCCUUGUACCCUCCCCCUGAAGGGCAGGUGUCCAACCCUCUGGAUUCUCUUGACCUGGACAGCACUCAGCUGGACUUCGUGGCUAUUCUGGAUGAGGCCCAGGGGUUGAGUCCUCCUCCUUCCCACGAGCAAGGGGACAGCUCUAAAAAUACCCCACCUCCCUCUGGGACCCCCAACAUGGCAGUGGGUAACAUGAGUGUCUUACUGGGGUCUCUGCCGGGAGAGACACAAUUCCUCAACUCUAGUACCUAAAAGGAUAAGGAGUCCCAACCGGAUCAUGUUUCCUAGAUGGCCACAUGAGGUGCCCGGGAAUGGGAGGAUUGGGCUGGGGAACUCUAUUUAGUCUAUGUAUGUUCCAGGAGAAAACUUUAAUAAUAAUGACAGUUUCCUGACAAUAAAGGAAUGCUGAGAACAAG